GUUGCCGCACGGUUGUUGCGCAGCGGUUGGUUUCCGGUGGGGACUGGUGAUGGCGUCCGGGUUUGAGAGCGAGCGGAGCUUGGCGGCGCGCAAGGAGCAACGGCAGCGGGAGCGGGAGGCGCUGCUGGCGCAGGCCAAAAUUAGUUACGAAAAGAAGCAGAGGCACAAGUUGCUAAAGCAUCUACGAGGUGAAGAUACGUGGAUGCUUGCCGAUGUGAACGAACGUGUGGAACAACUGGAAAAGGAACAUUCUGUGCAAAAAAAGAAGAAAAAGGAUAAGCAUUCAAAAAAAGCUAAGAAAGAAAAGAAGAAAAAUAAGAAACAAAAAUCUGAAAAGAAGGAUGACUUACUUGACAGUUCUUCGGAUUCUUCAGUUGAAUGGGUUGAGUCAAAUGUGUCACAGUCGGAUAACACAGAAAAGGCUUGGAAGGUCAACAAGCAAUCAGAUGCUGUGAAAGAACCCUCCCUGAAGAGAGAAGAAUGGAUGAAUUUAGACUUCAUGUCGUUGAAAACCACGUCAGUAGCAGCUGUCAAAGGUGAAAGACACAAAGAAAAAAUAUUGGAACGACAGAAAGCUCGAGAAAUGGAGCAGGCCAUGCUGUCUGAGAGGGAACUCAAUCCCUAUUGGAAAGAUGGUGGUACAGGUUUGCCGCCAGAGGAGGAUGGAGCAGCUUCAGUUAAGAAAGUUACAGUGGUAGAAGAUGCUGGAUUAAGUUGGUUACGAAAAUCAUACCAAAGGAUGAAGGAGCAGGCUGAGAGAGAGAAGCGAAAUUUUGAGGAAAUUGUAGCUGAGAGAUACGGGUCAAUGGAGGUAUUUCAGUCACGAUUAGAAGAAGCUGAAAAAGUUGCAUCCAGAAAGGAAAAUAAUUAUAGAAGUGGAAGAUGGAAGAAAACUGACUAUUCAGAAAGUGAGAAAGACAAGAAAGAACAGCAUAUGAAAAAGGAAACACAAGAUGAAGAUGAUAGAAACAGGAACAUGUUUGUAGGCAGUACUAGGGAGAAGUAUGGCAAGGGAUGGGUGCAAGAAGACAAAGGUUACAAAAGAGAUAUGUCAAGAGAAGACCAAGAAUGUGGACACAGCACAGACUCAGAAUUAAGAGGCUACAGCUCCAGAGCAGAAAAACACUCCAGUGAAAAACGAAGUCAGGGAAAGAGUUCAUCUCUAGGUGACAUCAAACACAAAUUUCUGAAACCCUCUGAAGAUGAUUUAUCAUUUUACAGUGUACCUAGAGACUGCAAGUCACAGCAGUCCUCUUCCAAACUGCUGGUUCAUAGCUCUUUGAGCAGCCGAUGCCAAAAACCUAGUGAAGGUACUGCACUGUGGACCAAAACACACAGAGAAGAUAAUAAUGAGAAAUUAAGAUCUGAUCAAAAAUCAUCAGGUACUAGGGAACAAAUUGAUGACAGUAGUCGGGGAAGAACUCCAAGUGAUGAAAAAGAGAAGUCUCGACAGGAGUAUCCAAGCGAUAUCCCUGAGAAGAAACAAACAUUAUCUGACAAUAAAACAUCAUGUUCUAGACAGACAUCAAAGGAUGAGCCGCCUCGGGUCCUUAGUGAAGAGGAGAUGAACAGACUGGGAGCGAGGAUUGUGAAAGCAGAACUUAUGGGAGACACGGAGUUAGCUUCAAAACUUCAAGUAGAACUUGAGAAUGCACGCAAAUUGAGAGAGACUCAAGGGCAGAUUCCAGCCAAGUCUGGCAGAGAGGCUUCAAGCCGUCAAGAAGAUGAACAAGUGGUCCUUGUCAGAACAGAUCGAAGUGGAAGGGCAUGGCCUGUGACUGCACCAACUGAACCACAGGAGCCAAAAGGAGGACGGAGAAAGCAACAGAUGGUCCCUACUCAUAUAGGUAAAGAAAGAGUAAGGUAUUUUCAGGAUGAUGAUAGUAUGAACCUGAAAGAUCUGGUCAAAGAUGAGAAGAUGAGAACAGCAGAGGAUCAAAACUCACUGUUCAUGCGUAUGGCGUCAAAGCUCAUGGAAAAAACUGACAGAGAGUACUACACUCUGGAUGACAUGUUUGUUUCCAAAGCAGCCAAAAGAGCGCGCAGUGGGGAAGAGGAAGAAAUACAAAGAAGAAAAGCAAUACAUGAGCACCAGCAGCUUGCUGCACGCAUGGAAAAGUGCCCAUACUGCUUUGAUAGCAGUGAACUUUCUAAACAUCUUAUUAUUGCCAUUGGCACCAAGGUAUACUUGUCUCUGCCAAGCAAGCAGUCCCUUACGGAAGGUCACUGCCUGAUAGCCCCUCUGCAGCACCAUACUGCAGCCACUCUUUUGGAUGAAGAUAUCUGGGAAGAAAUUCAGAUGUUCCGAAAUACGUUGGUGAAAAUGUUUGAAGCUAAAGACUUGGACUGCGUGUUCCUAGAAACAAACAUGAGUAUGAAGAAACGGUAUCACAUGGUGUAUGAAUGUAUUCCUCUUCCAAAAGAAGUAGGAGAUAUGGCUCCAAUCUACUUUAAGAAAGCUAUAAUGGAGUCUGAUGAAGAGUGGUCCAUGAACAAGAAGUUAAUUGAUCUUUCUUCAAAAGAUGUUCGGAAAUCUGUUCCUAAAGGAUUACCAUACUUUGCUGUGGACUUUGGCCUUCAAGGAGGAUUUGCUCAUAUCAUUGAAGAUCAACACAAGUUCCCUCAUUACUUCGGAAAGGAAAUUAUUGGUGGCAUGCUGGACUUGGAACCACAGCUCUGGAGAAAAGGAAUCAGACAGAACUUUGAGGAUCAGAGGAAGAAGGUGUUGCAGUUUGCACAGUGGUGGAAACCAUAUGACUUUACCAAAAAGAAAGAAUGAGUACAUCUCUGCAGUCAAGGACUAUAUAAGCCAUAAAUUAUAUUAAAGGAUAUUUCAUAUGUUAAGAAUAACAGCAAUGUGUUAUGUAUUGCUAAUAUAUUUUAAAACCAAGGAUGUUGUUUAAUUGCUGAUUACCUAUUUCUGGUUUGGACACUGUGGAUCACAUGAACCUGCAAGCCUGACAAGCCAGAAGUGUACAGUGUUUUUAGUUUUUCAUUUUUAAGCUGAGCCAAAAGAAUUGGCUAUUGGAGUUCUUCAAAGUGUAGCUUCUGCUUUUGGAGUUUUUAUAAUCUUUGAGGCAACUAAUUUUUUUAUAUUGUAUUUAGCGUAGAGCCAGUGCUUAAUUAUCAUGGUGACUUUUUGUAGAAAAUGGUGUACAUUUUAAGAACAUUUUGAUUAAUACAAAUACAUUGUUGCAGAA
This is a messenger RNA of Grus americana (Whooping crane), 3200 nucleotides long. RefSeq names its product CWF19 like cell cycle control factor 2 (gene CWF19L2). Gene Ontology annotation, biological process: mRNA splicing, via spliceosome. The coding region runs from base 50 to 2779 and encodes 909 amino acids. Lineage: Eukaryota; Metazoa; Chordata; Aves; Gruiformes; Gruidae. The record is from RefSeq and is a predicted model, not a curated record. Gene Ontology annotation, cellular component: post-mRNA release spliceosomal complex. The transcript is spliced from 18 exons.